AUGCGCCUUCUAGACCUCGAGGCCAAGUCGCCGCUGUUCUCUCAAUUUAUUGAGAGCCUAUCAGGCCUAGUGACAAUCCGUGCCUUCGGCUGGGCGUCUGCAUUCGAAGACCAGAAUCUGGCCCUGCUUGACGAGUCGCAGAGACCGUUUUAUUUACUUUUCUGUAUCCAGCGAUGGCUGGAACUAGCCCUGGAUCUAUCGGUGGCUAUUCUCGGUGCUAUCCUGAUGGUUCUCGUCGUCAAAUUGCGAAAUGAGGUUGGCACUGGAUAUGUCGGUCUCGCCAUCCUCAAUGUCAUCACUUUCAGCCAGUCGCUUUCUCAGAUUCUACGGAAUUGGGCCGAACUUGAGACUUCCAUCGGGGCUAUCGCUCGAAUUAGAGAUUUUGUUACCCAUACCGACUCCGAGAAUAAGCCAGGCGAGAACGAGGGGCUCCAAGCUAUGGACCUUGAUUUGUCCUCCUGGCCAUCCAGGGGUGCGAUUGAGUUUCAGAAUGUCUAUGCAUCUUACAAGGCAGGGGAAGAUCAACCACACGUACUUCGCAAUUUGAGCCUAUCGAUUCAGCCGGGUCAAAAAAUUGGGAUAUGUGGUCGCAGUGGCAGCGGCAAAAGCUCGCUUCUGGCUGCCCUGUUUCGACUACUGGAAAUUGAGUCACAAAGUCGAAUUCUGAUUGAUGGCGUGGAUAUUGCACACAUCCCACGGCAGAUUACACGUACAGCGCUUAACGCCAUUCCACAAGAGCCUUUUUUCACCCACGGCACUGUUCGUGCCAAUAUUGAUCCUUCCAAUACCAACAGCCUUGAAGUGAUUGAGCACGCUCUUCGUCGCGUUGAACUGUGGAAUAUUAUUGAGACGAAAGGCGGAUUCGAUGCCCCUCUAGAUGCCAAUUUUUUCUCUCAUGGCCAAAGACAACUCUUUUGUCUUGCACGCGCCCUGUUGCGCAAAAGCAAAAUAGUGAUUCUCGACGAAAUGACUAGCAAUGUGGAUGUUGUUUCUGACGCGUUGAUGCAACGGGUUGUUCGUGAAGAUUUUGCGGACUGCACGAUCUUGGCUGUUGCUCAUCGGCUCGAGACAAUCAUUGACUUUGAUCGCAUCGCCGUGAUACAGAAUGGUGAGCUGAUUGAAUUUGAUACGCCUCAGGUACUUCUUAAAACGGAUAGUGCGUUCAGGGAGCUCUACGAGUCAUGA
Molecule: messenger RNA, 1185 nt
Organism: Penicillium samsonianum
Lineage: Eukaryota; Fungi; Ascomycota; Eurotiomycetes; Eurotiales; Aspergillaceae
Exons: 1
Coding region: 1-1185 (394 amino acids)
Biological process (GO): transmembrane transport
Cellular component (GO): membrane
Molecular function (GO): ABC-type transporter activity; ATP binding; ATP hydrolysis activity
Source: RefSeq, a predicted model, not a curated record